Molecule: messenger RNA, 1117 nt
Organism: Sinocyclocheilus anshuiensis
Lineage: Eukaryota; Metazoa; Chordata; Actinopteri; Cypriniformes; Cyprinidae
Product: transcriptional activator GLI3-like
Exons: 5
Coding region: 395-1117 (240 amino acids)
Biological process (GO): smoothened signaling pathway; regulation of transcription by RNA polymerase II
Cellular component (GO): nucleus
Molecular function (GO): RNA polymerase II cis-regulatory region sequence-specific DNA binding; DNA-binding transcription factor activity, RNA polymerase II-specific
Source: RefSeq, a predicted model, not a curated record
CACAGGGACAGGGCAGCUGGAGCUCCACUUCAAAUCUUCUUUACCCGAGAAACUCUGCAUUACAGUCUUUGUGAUAAACAUUUAGGAGUUUCACGAGUCGCUUUACUUUUGUGUUUAGGCUUUAGGUAUGUAGACAAAGACUGGGCGCUAGUUCAGUGCUGGGCUGCCCCUGCCAAGAGCACGUAGGAAAAAAAGAAAAAAGAAAACGAAGACGAGUGAAAAAAGAAAAGUCCGCAGAGCAGUUUUGGAGUUUAAAGUGAAGAAGCUUAGAGUGUCUGUCUGCAACUAGCAUCUGCACGCGAGCGAGAAGAAAGUCUGUGAGGACAGGACAGAAAAGUUUCGCAACUGAACGAGUAUCCUGUCUUGAUGAGGUACUGAGGAAUGCACAGUUGUCAUGGAAACCCAGUCCCAGACCAGUUCUGCAGCAGAGAAGAAGAAGAGAGUGGAGACCAUUGUAGCCACCAAGAGCGCGCCCACCCGUGCAGAGAUCAGUGAAAAGGCUGUGGCCUCCAGCACUACCUCCAAUGAGGAUGACAGUUCAGGUUCCCCAUAUCAUCGUGAGAGGCGUAAUGCCAUCAGUGGGCAGGCUGCGGUUCUGGCCGUAUCAGGAAAACUUAGUGAAGAGCCAUCCACCUCUACAGAAGACCGCCCCCCAUUAGUGAAGAAAGAGCUUCACAGCUCUCUGCCCCACCUGGCAGACCACACCCUGCCCUAUCGGGGGACACUGUUCGCCAUGGACCCUCGCAAUGGAUACCUGGACCCUCACUAUACUACACCUCAGUUCUUUCCUGCUUUUCAUCCUCCAAUACCAAUCGACGAUAGACAUGCACAAGGCCGGUACAUUUAUGAACCCUCACCAGUACCUCCGCUACACGUGCCCCCUGCACUGGCGGCCAGCCCGGCAUUUUCUGAUAUCUCCCUCAUCCGGAUCUCGCCACAUCGGAACCCUUCCGUGGGGGCGGAGUCACCCUUUAACCCCCCACAUCCAUACAUUAACCCCUACAUGGACUAUAUCCGCUCGCUGCAUAGCAGUCCCUCUCUGUCCAUGAUCUCUGCGGCCAGGGGCCUCAGUCCUGCAGAUGGUGAGUACCUCAGAGACCUGUUCUGGGCCUGCUAA